UCUUUUCAACUUUCAUGGCACUUCAUCUUCAAUGUACCUUCCGAAGGAAGUUUUUAACUUUUCAGGAAGAAUGAAUGAUUUCAUGAUCUGGGUGUCCAUGAAACGAGUCUAAAUUUGAAGAUUUGGUAUUUUGGAAUCCGAUUGUAACAUUUGCAAGAUUCAGAUUUUUUUUCUGAAAAAUUAAAAAAGAAAAAUGGGUGUGGAUUACUACAAUAUAUUGAAGGUUGACAGAAAUGCUACGGAGGAUGAUUUGAAGAAAGCAUAUAGAAAGUUGGCCAUGAAAUGGCAUCCUGACAAGAACCCCACCAACAAAAAAGAAGCUGAAGCCAAGUUCAAGCAGAUCUCUGAGGCCUAUGAGAAAAUAUUGUCAAUUCAGGUAUUGAGCGAUCCUCAGAAAAAGGUGAUUUAUGAUCAGGAUGGAGAGGAAGGGUUGAAAGAUAGGCCACCACCUGGUAAUGAACCAUCAAGUGGGUUUAAUCCCAGAAAUGCAGAGGACAUUUUUGCAGAAUUCUUUGCAAGUAGCCCUUUUGGAUUUGGAUUAUCUGGACCAGGGAAGUCCAAGAGAUUCCAAUCUGAUGGAGGGGGAACAUUUGGUGGAUUUAGUGGAAGUGACAAUAAUUUUAGAACAUACAGUGAAAGGGGGAACAUGCCAAAGAAGCCAACACCUGUGGAAAGCAAAUUGCCUUGCAGUUUGGAAGAGUUAUACUCUGGAUCUACAAGGAAAAUGAAGAUCUCAAGAACUGUGAUGGAUGCCAAUGGACGGCCAAUUCCAGAAACAGAGAUAUUAACCAUUGAUAUAAAGCCCGGAUGGAAGAAAGGGACAAAGAUUACUUUCCCAGAUAAAGGGAAUCAGCAACCAAAUCAACUGCCAGCAGACCUUGUAUUUGUGAUUGAUGAGAAGCCUCAUGAUUUCUUCAAGAGAGAUGGCAACGACCUCAUUAUGAACCAAAGGGUGUCACUAGCUGAAGCUAUUGGAGGAACUUCAAUAAAUCUCACAACACUUGAUAGACGUAGUUUAUGUAUCUCAGUGACUGACAUUGUGAGCCCUGGUUAUGAGUUUGUUGUUGCAAAUGAAGGAAUGCCAAAAACAAAGGAACCUGGUCAUAGGGGGGAUUUGAGGAUCAAAUUUGAGGUUAAGUUCCCUACAAAACUGACCACAGAGCAACGAGCAGGACUCAAGCGAGCAUUGGGAGGUUGAGGAUCAUAUUUCUUCGUGUUCAUAGC
This is a messenger RNA of Gastrolobium bilobum, 1224 nucleotides long. RefSeq lists its product as uncharacterized. Gene Ontology annotation, cellular component: cytosol. The record is from RefSeq and is a predicted model, not a curated record. The coding region runs from base 194 to 1198 and encodes 334 amino acids. The transcript is spliced from 3 exons. NCBI's taxonomy places the organism in Eukaryota, Viridiplantae, Streptophyta, Magnoliopsida, Fabales, Fabaceae. Gene Ontology annotation, molecular function: protein-folding chaperone binding.